This is a messenger RNA of Aureobasidium namibiae CBS 147.97, 2124 nucleotides long. RefSeq lists its product as uncharacterized. The record is from RefSeq and is a predicted model, not a curated record. The transcript is spliced from 2 exons. NCBI's taxonomy places the organism in Eukaryota, Fungi, Ascomycota, Dothideomycetes, Dothideales, Saccotheciaceae. Bases 1 to 2124 code for a protein of 707 amino acids.
AUGGAGACCGAGCGACCAUUGAGCAUCCUUCCGUCGAUCAAAUGCUCCGACUGCGGUGCUGAGAUCCAAAUCUCUGCCAUGGGAGAGCACGUGUGUCCAUCACAGCAGAAGGAGGACCAGGUGUCGCCAAAGCUCAGAUCGCCAAUUGCAUCACCGGCCACAUCUCCCUCGAUAGAGCAGCCACGAGCUCUGCUACCGCCCAACAAGCAGAGCUUGAACAGACCCCCGUCGAGGCCGAACAGGAGUCCUCUUCCUCGUAUUGAUCCUUCUGUAGCGAACAAGCCGUACCAAGCGCGAAAGGAACUGCUUUCACCAGAUGGAUCCAGCAGCUCAGGACGUCGCACACCACUGACACCACUCACUGGCAGACCUGGCCGCUCCCCUGGAAUGCGCAGUGCUACCAGCCCCAGCCCCAGGCUCCCACGAGAACCAUCGCAAGAGCUCACUGGAAACAUGGACUGCGCAUUCCCACCCUUCCCUACAGCACGAUCCAAGUCGGUAGCAAGAGUCAAGAGCCCCGUACCCGAUGCACACUACGCACCUCGAAGCCCCAUGGGCACGGGCGGUGCCAACGUCGUGCGCAAGCUGGAUAACAUCGCAUCUGGUCCUUUCAAUGCUCGCAGUACCUCUAGAUCACCUCCUGCGAGUGCAAGCACUCGACCACCUCCUGCCAUUACCAUCGACCAGCCUCCGGUCGAGAGAGCAGCGUCGCCCAUUUUCAGAUCGGCGUCGCCUGUGAGUUAUGAGAGACCUGCGUCUCCUCCAACAAGAUCAGCAUCUCCCCCUCAAGUCCCUGCUUCGCCCACCUUGUCCACUGCUUCGACAUCUCCUGGCGGCACCAACCGUGAAGGUCGCCCUAUCCCACAACGUCCUGUCAGACCAGAGCCGCUGGAUGGCUUCCUUGCCUUGCUCAAGAGCGAAUCCGAGGCCGCCGGUCAACAACUGUCCAACAUGACUAUCCGCUCAAACACCUUCCCUCUUCCUCCGACCGCACCCAAAUCGCCCGAAGUUGGCUCAGUCGUCAGAAGCCCUUCGGCACCGCCUACCAGACAGCGAAGGCCUACCAUCUCUGGCGCUUCGCAGAGCGCUCCUAGUGACUUGCUCCCCACCAUCUCGACCACUGCUCCCCCACUGCCACCACUUCCUACCAUCUCUACCGCCGUGGCACCAGCACCGCCCCCGCUUCCUUCGGCCGCCGAUUUGCAAAAGCAUGCGCACCCCAUUGUACACGCUCCUUCAGAUUCGGCCUCUUCGGCUUCGUCGACACGAAGCUUCAAGUCAGACGUUAGCCCCCCUGGCUCGGCCUCAUCAAGUGUAUCUAUGCUAUCGUCUACUCUGGGUGACCUCUCUGAUCCCUCUCUGGUUGUUCCCAGUCUGCAAUUAAAGAACAAGCAAACAAACCGCUUGAGCCCAGACGAUGCUUUGAAGCCUAGCUUUGUCGCCGCUGAGCAACCCGUCUCGAUUGGUGAGAGACUUGACAGUCCGACCGAAAAGAUGGACCGCUUCCCUCUGAACCUUCCUCGUACCUCUCAUGAGGUCGACCUGCCCGAAUCGCCUGUUGUCCCUGGUUUCCUCCUUCAGCGCUCGCAAAGCUCCAUCUCGGCCACAUCUACUCCCAUGGCAUCUCCACCUACUGAACACGGCUUCUCUUCCAGACCCACAUCUGCAAAGCGACCCGGCACUUCGUCGAAGCACAUAUGCAGAGGUUGCAGCGAGCCUAUCCAAGGCAAAUCUGUCAAGGCUGCCGAUGGCCGUCUCACUGGUCGUUACCACAAACACUGCUUUGUCUGCAAAACCUGCAAGUCAGCCUUUGCGACUGCUGACUUUUACGUCAUUGACAACAAUCCAUACUGCGAACACCAUUACCACGAGCUCAACAACUCUCUGUGUGCCCACUGCGACCGCGGUAUCGAAGGACCUUACCUCGAGACCCAACAAGGACAGAAGUUCCACCCUAGCUGUUUCACCUGCAUUGAUUGCUCGAAGCCGCUCAGCGAUGAUUACUUUGAGAUCGCUGGCAAAGUUUACUGCGAGCAGCACGCUUUUGCUUCUGUACAACGUCAAGAGGGACUCGGACCAAAGAGAAACAUGGAGAGAAGAACCACACGCUUCAUGGUCAUGUAA